CCCUUAUAUCCCAUUAUUCAUGAUUCCUUGCUUCGCACAUGGCCCUUGACAUUGUCAGACAUGUCAACGCGCAGUCGAUGGGCUACGGCCUCCCGCUACCCGCUGACGGAGACUAUACAACACUGUGUGCUGAAACAGGCUAAGCGGAAAGGGAUUUAUGCAUCGGAUAUUGUGAGCGAUCAGCUGUGUGACGAUAUUCUCCAUCGCAUAUCACCUCAUCUUUGCCGAAACUCCCCCGUGGAUAUCCUCGAUCUCUGGCCUGGCCCAGGGCUUUGGUCUUCCAAAGUCAAUGACUUCUUGCGACCCCGCCGCCAUGUACUCGUGGAGCCGGACCUCGUUGCCUACGGCCCGAUCUUGAAGCCAAUCGUCGACAGCAAAUCAUGUUACGAGAUGAUAUCGAUGAAUAUAUAUUCAACAGAAAACUGGGAUGAGGUCUUCAAAAAAAAUUUUCCGGAGCAGGGACCAUCCAACCGGCAGGAAGUCGGUGUCCUGCCACGGAAUGACACGCUACUCGUCCUGGCAAGACCACCAAUGAGUCCCUCGAAAAAGGACCACUACACACCGGGACGAUGGUGGAGUAUGUUUUUGCGAGAUUGCAUGCGGCAGACGGGAUUGCAUAAAUAUGGGAGUGUGCGGGUGCUCGCCUCGUUACCCUCACCCGAAAUGUCAUCGGUUCUUCCACGGUCUGUCACCGAUCGCAAGCGGCCAGCUCUUCUGGCGGAGAGCUUGUCAUUGCAUCUGCUAGAACUCGCAAGCCCGUAUACCAGCGAACCAUGGACUACGUGGAAGAGAUGGGAAUCGAUCACCGACAGCAGAAAACGGGCAACUGAAAGAGCUGAGGCUCAGAACAUUUACACUCCACCUGGUCGAGAACCUGCUCCUCUUACGCUUGCCCCAAGGGUCCCUCCUCCCUUUGAAUCAGCAAACCCGAUUCCAUACACGCCUCGAAUAUCGACGGUGGGCGACGACGUCAGCCCAGAAGCGACAGCAGUCAGGAAACGCAGUAACAUAGCCCUUAACCAGCUGAAGCAAGAAAAUCAGAGAGCAUACACACGAGAGUAUUUUGCGAAGAAACAACUGGAAAUCGAUGCGUUAACACAGACCCUGUCGCAUGCGGCUGCUAAUCCCGCGGAGAGCCCUGAGCGAUUGCAGGCGCUGGAUGAUCAGAUUGCAGCUCUGCAAUCUACUUAUUCUUCAGAAUUCUCAGAUGUCCACUUCAGCGUCUCGCGUUACUACGAUCGAACGAUCGACGACAGCCGCACAGUCUUCCAAUCGAACAAGUCUGACGAUUCCAUGCUGAUCUGGGAACGACGGCCCUUUGAGCCGUUGCGGAUUGAUGCACGCGAGCUUUUUCCUCUCCAGGUGCCUCGUUCGGUGGUGUAUUUUGAGGCAGACCCCAACUCCGCCAUCAUGCAAAAGCUUGACAGUCUCCCCUCGGAUAAGCGGGAUGAGAUUUUUGGCCUUUUUGACGCACUGAGCUCGGUUUUCGGCACGGGCAACACUAUGUCUCUAGCCGAGCUCGCGAAAUCCCUCUUCCCCAGCUGGUCGAGCAAUGACGUUGUCAAGGCCAUCCCGAGCCUGGCGCGGUUUGUGGCCAAAAGACUCAAGCCCGGAAGUGGACCUAUUCCUCUCCAAGAUGGGGCCUCGGAUCCCACUCUCUCCUACCAGGACAAUUUGAAAUAUGACCUAGGGGACACCCGGGUGCGAUGCCUUCCUACCUCGGUGAUUUGGGACAUCCUGUUUGAAUACCAAGAGAACUCGCCGAGUAUAUCGAAGACGCAGUUCACCCGAUUGCUGGGUGGGACCUUGACCUCCUCCAGUGCGGGGGACCAUCUCACCCCGUUCAAGAGACUGAAUUAG
Molecule: messenger RNA, 1860 nt
Organism: Penicillium alfredii
Lineage: Eukaryota; Fungi; Ascomycota; Eurotiomycetes; Eurotiales; Aspergillaceae
Exons: 3
Source: RefSeq, a predicted model, not a curated record